Messenger RNA from Notolabrus celidotus (New Zealand spotty), 5737 nucleotides. RefSeq names its product terminal uridylyl transferase 7 (gene tut7). Gene Ontology annotation, molecular function: RNA uridylyltransferase activity; nucleic acid binding; zinc ion binding. The transcript has 29 exons. The coding region runs from base 145 to 4089 and encodes 1314 amino acids. The record is from RefSeq and is a predicted model, not a curated record. NCBI's taxonomy places the organism in Eukaryota, Metazoa, Chordata, Actinopteri, Labriformes, Labridae.
CGGAACUUAAACUCUGACGGCUACAAAACAGCAGCUCCUCCGUCACCUUUCAAACUCCAGAGCAGCGAUCAUGACAAGUCAGACCUGAACACGGCUUCAACUAUGCUCUCUGUCCACUUACUAAAGUUUUAGAAUCGAAGAGUUAUGGAAAACUCUGGCAGGCCGUACCGGGCUAGGCAAGGCUGGGAGAGAGGAGCAACUGUGGACAAGGCAGAAAGCUGGAGGAUCCCAGACCACGGACGAGGACAGAACUUCAGAUCAGAUGGAGGUCAGCAGGGCAGGAACCCAGGCGGGCCAUACCGGGCCAGCCCCAAGAGGGGUGGGCAGGGGCCCAUGAGCUACUCCCCUGGUGGAUUCAGGGGAGGUCACAGCCCUUUGCAAAACGAUGAACUGCGGUGGUAUGCUGGUCCUGGGAGCAGUGGUGGAAAUCGAGAGGAUAGCUGGAGAGAACGCUCCCAGCAGCAGCAGCAGCAGCAGCAGCAGCCGCCGCACUGGAGGAGGAGUACCCAGGGAGAAGGUCCAAAGGAGGACAGGGAGCAAGGGAGGAGAGAGGACAGUGAUGGUGGUCCUAAUAAAUCAGGGAAAAGACGAAGAAACAGAAACAACAACAAGAAGAAGCCUUUUGCUGAAGAGAACCAGGGCCAUGAAGAGUCCACACUCUCAGCCACUGAGCUGCGCAGCCUCCAGCAGACAGAGAGGCGGCUUAACAAGGAAGAGAUAUACCCCCUGAAGAAGAGACCCCAAAGCAACCCUGCGGCAGUGUACACCUGUGCUCUGUGCGACGUUCUCCUGGAAUCUGUGUCUGAUGCUUACAGGCAUAUCAGAGACAAACGGCACAAGAGGAGGGCCAGGGAGAGGCAGGAGCAAGUGAUGCUGACAGAGAUUCUGCCUCCUGGUCCGGAGCUGAUCAUAGCAGUGAGCGCUGCGCUCGAAGCGGUCGUCCAAGAACACGGGAUGAGUGAUCAAGAUGUCGAGAAGAGACAAAGUGUUGUCUCCGUCAUGCAAGACCUUCUUCUGUCCGUCCUGCCCGAGAUCAGGCUCAGGCUUUAUGGAUCAUCUUGCACUAAGUUUGGAUUUAAGGAUUCCGAUGUCAACAUUGACAUUCAGUAUCCCCCUCAUAUGCAUCAGCCAGACGUCUUGUUGUUGGUCAAAGAGUCUCUCUCUGCGUGCCCUUUGUUUGUGGAUCUGGAAGCUGAUUUUCAUGCCAGGGUACCAGUGGUCAUCUGCAAAGAGGAGAAAAGCGGUCUAAUCUGCAAAGUCAGUGCUGGGAAUGAAAACGCCUUCCAAACCACCUCCUAUCUUACUGCUCUGUCCAGCCAGGAGCAUCUCCUCCUCCCACUGGUUUUGGCAUUCAGACACUGGGCUCGGAUCUGUGAGGUUGACCGUGCAGAGGAAGGCGGGCUGCCUCCGUACGUCUUUGCCCUCAUGGUGAUCUUCUUUUUACAGCAGCGCAAAGAGGCCCUCUUGCCCCCAUAUCUGACACAAGAGGUGAAGGUGUUUUCACUCAGCAGGCUGUCAGACUUCAAUCUCACUCAUGUGGAGGACGGAUCUGUACACUGGACAUAUGCUCCCUCCUCCAAAGAAUCCUCACAGCCAGCAGAGGGCUCCGCUAUAAAGGGAAAGGUUCGGCUUACGUUUCUGAGUCCCCGUCCACCUGUAGAAGUCGGACUCCUCUGGGUCGAAAUGCUUCGCUUUUACGCUCUGGAGUUCAACAUAGCUGACAAUGUGAUCAGUGUGCGAACGAGUACUGUCCUCUCCAGAGAGUUGAAAGACUGGCCAAAGAAACGCAUCGCUGUCGAGGAUCCCUUUGCUGUGAAGAGAAAUGUGGCCCGCACAGUGAACAGUCAGCAAAUGUUCGAGUACAUCAUCCACUGCCUCAAAACCACAUACAAGUAUUUUGCACUGCCGCUCAACACGCCAGCUGAUGGCCAAAAGACCCGGGCCCAGCAUGGAGCCGUUAAAGGGGCAAAUGCUCAGGCUUCAAAUGAAGAAGUCCUUUCAGAUUUCAGUCAACUCAGUAUUCAGUCCAAACCUAAAGCUGUAGAAAAUGGUCCUGAAGACUCUGAUUGCAUUAUUGAGGAAGAGGAGGAGGUUGAAGAAUACAGUGACUCAGAUGAAGAGAGAGAGAAGGAAAAAGUGGACCUGGGCAAAAGCAGUCUCUCUGAGGAUGAGGACGAGGAGGAUGAGAACGCUGAUGUGGACAUGCAUAACAGACAACACUUGGACAGCUUCACCACAGAGGACGAGGACAUCUUCCCCGUGGAUGAGAUCUCGGGGGAGGAGCUUUUGUCGGAUGAGGAGGGGCCAGAUUUGGACACACCUGGUUCAAUGGAUGAGGAAGAGGAGGAAGAGGAGGAAAAUGUUUUGCCUGCAACUUCAGAGAGUGCAAGUAAAGAUGAGAGUGCAGAAAAUAAGAACCAAAAACAGAAGAAAAAAACUUAUGCAUUCACAAGACAAGUGUUCACCAAAGGAAAGUCCCACAUGGUCGUGUGCAGCUUGUGCAAGCGUGACGGACAUCUGAAGAAAGACUGCCCGGAAGACUUCAAGAAAGUGCAGCUGGAUCCUUUACCGCCCAUCACCCCAGAGUUUCUCAAUGUCCUCAACAGAGUCUGUGAGCAGUGCUACACUGACUUCGCCCCAGAUGAACUUGAGGUGGGGGUAAGAGAGCACAUCCUUCAAGACCUGGAAACCUUCGUUAGGAGACAGUUUAAUGGGGCCCGGCUUCAACUCUUUGGAUCAUCCAAAAAUGGCUUUGGCUUCAGACAGAGUGACCUGGACAUCUGUAUGGUGCUGGAGGGGCAGGAGACCAUCGAUGAUGUCGACUGUAUCAACAUCAUUGAAGGCUUGGCGAGACUGUUAAAGAAACACCCAGGCCUGAAAAACAUCCUGCCAAUCACAACAGCCAAGGUACCCAUCGUGAAGUUUUACCAUGUUCGCACCGGUCUGGAGGGAGACAUCAGCCUCUACAACACUCUGGCUCUGCACAACACACACCUGCUGGCUUCUUAUGCUGCUAUCGACUGGAGAGUGAAGAUCCUCUGUUAUGUUAUGAAGGUUUUUGCCAAGAUGUGUGAUAUUGGCGAUGCUUCACGUGGCAGCCUCUCAUCCUACGCGUACACCCUCAUGGUGCUGUUCUUCCUCCAGCAGAGAAACCCACCGGUCAUCCCCGUGCUGCAAGAGAUUUAUGACGGAAAGGAGAAGCCUGAGACUGAAGUUGACAGCUGGAACGUGUACUUCUUUGAUGAUUUAAAAACACUGCCCAGCCGCUGGCCCGAGUUCAGGACAAACUCAGAGACUGUGGGGGAGCUGUGGCUUGGCCUGCUCCGCUUCUACACAGAGGACUUUGAUUUCAGGGAGCAUGUUAUUUGCAUCCGACAGCACAGCCGCCUCACCACCUUCAACAAGCAGUGGACGUCCAAAUACAUCGUCAUUGAAGAUCCCUUUGACUUGAACCAUAAUCUCGGUGCUGGUCUGUCCAGGAAAAUGACAAACUUCAUCAUGAAGGCUUUUAUCAACGGCCGGACAGUGUUUGGGACACCAGUCAGAGCCUUCCCUCCUGUGUACCCCAGUCCGAUGGAGUAUUUCUUUGAUCCUGAAGUCCUAACUGAGGGAGAAGUGGCUCCGAAUGACCGCUGCUGCCGCAUCUGUGGCAAGAUCGGCCACUUCAUGAAGGACUGCCCCAUGCGCAAGAAAUCCAAGUAUAGAAGGGACUCUGAGAAAAGACCUGAACACCUGCGGGACAGAGUGGACGGAGAGGACGGCAUGGAUCAGGUCCGACACAAGAGUGAUCACUGGAGGAAAAGAGAUGCACCGGAGUUGCGCUGCUGCUACCUGUGUGGAUCAAGUGCCCACAUUAAGAAGGACUGUCAGCUGUACAGAAGCCCUGCAGGUAACAUGAGGAUGGAGAACUAUUCCUCACCAUCCUCAGCCCACUUGAGGAAUUUGAGAGAAAAAGAGAGACAGGGUUCACCCAUACAAGAAGAGAAGAAGAAAAGAAAGCAACAAAAUGUGAUCCUAAGUCCACAAGCAGGAAGUUUAGCCUGCCGAAAUUUGGGUCGCUCUGGUCACAGGAAAAGCCCGGUGGAAUGAGCAGGAGCUGUGACUACACAGACCUCGAGGUUCCACUCCUGUCCAGGCAGAGAGCAACCAAAAGUCCAGAGAUCCUUAAAUCUGAACGUGACAGUCGGGCCGAUGUGAGCCCGUUAAAAAGCCAAAGCCAGGACGCCUUGACUUGAAGCCAAAUAGGGCCUUUUUAUGUGUUUUUCCUUUUCUCCCCCUAACGCCCUCCUCCUCAGAGGAGCUUUUUAAAUCUUUCAUUUUAACAAGAUGAGCCAUUGUGCAUGCCCCUCAUGUCUGUGUUUACCUACACUGCCAGUCAGGUUUUUUUUAAUCAUUACUUUUCACAGUGUUUUGCCGAUUCAGUGUGAGAAACUUUAAAUAGGAAAAGAAGCAGAGAAGUGUGUAAUAGGUGACAGAAACUUGGAUCUUAUCAUCAUGAGGUUUUUUGCAGAUGACAUAACACAUUUUGGUCUUAUACUUGAUUCUUAAAACUUUUUGUUCGACUCAUUAGCACACCAACAAUUCAGACAUUGUUUGUAAACACUUCAACUGUUCUGAUGAAUAGAUGUUGCAAUAUACAUGGUAUGCUGUCUGCUAUUUUUAGUAGUUCAAAGUCCAUUCAAUUUAUACAUUUGUCAUCCAUUUUAAACGUGCAGAAAGUCACUCUUCAGUUCACUUAUUUCUCUUAAAGUUAAAUGGUUUUAGGGCAAAAUUGUGUUUCUUGAGAUUUUACUUAAUGUAAGAUAUUUCUUAUGUAAUCAUUGGAAGUUUUGAAUGGCAGUGUACUUUUCAGAAUACCUUGAGUCACUUUUCUUUAAAAUCCUCUUCAAUUGGUCCUCUGCUCUGACGUCCAUCAGUCCAUCUCUCCUUCAGCCUACAAAGCAGCUCUUCUUACAGUAUAUCUCUGAUUGUGUGUCUUUGUGUUGGGAAGUCUCCCUGUAGAUAUUUUUCCAGGAUUGUAGUUUUAUUUUUUGGGACUGCUGAUCAACUGCUUAAUUCAUGGACACUUACUGCCCUCUUAUUGCCUUUUUAAAGGGUGACGGACAGAACAGUAAGGCUGCAAUUUGUUUGUCCUAACCUGUUUCAGUCUCCACACAAUGCUAGGAAGUGUCAGAACUAUUGUGCACAUAGAAUCAAGAGAGUUUGGCGAGAGGUGUCGUUCACACUCGGACAGAACAUUUCUCAGAAACCUAUAAACUGGUCCAGCUGAUUGAGUACACUGCAAACACUGUUCAUCUUCUCUUAAACUAGAGGUUAUCUCAGUAAGUUUGUUGGAGAGGUAAAUGUAUUUAUUUGCCACAAAGGCUUCAUUUUGUUGUAAUGGCGCCACAGAAUGGUAGCUGCACUGUGAGGGUCCAUGCCCUCGAGUUAUGUUGCUGCUAGUUUGUCUCAAAGACCUGCUUAUCAUUUAACUUUGAAUAUGUACUGUCUGGCUUUAUUGUUGUCCUGAUAUGGCUGACUUUUAUUAAAAAAGAAAAAAAGUCUUGUUGAUGGUAUUAUAAUCAAACUUCUCAUUUUAAUGUAGCUUUGUUUUUAUGCCAGCCUUUUUGCAUUUCUUUUGUUUGACUCAAAUUGAAGGUUUAGUUUGUUAUAAAGGAACCCCGGCCCUCUCUGGAAAGGUCGGCUUGCAAUCCAUUUUGUGACGCAAAAAAACUCAUUAAACCGAAUUCAAACCCCA